UAAACAAGUCGGGAUCUGGCGAUGUAUCGUAAUGAAAUUACGUCUUUUUACGAUCGACGAGGGGUCGACAGUCGAUCAAAACUAUACGAACUAUGGAUACUUUAUAAUGGAUGCCUCAAUGGACUUCACGUUUAAUGGUAUGACCUAGCGUACGUUUUGCUUUGUAAAUGUGAAAUUAAUGUGCUGACUGUUUUCCCAAGAAAUUUCAUCUCCUUUUUUGUUUGCAUGUUUGAAUCGGAAAUACUAUAUUCUAGAGUAUUUUCAUGGUUCAUGUAUGAUUAGGCCUAUAGUCUGCAGAGCCGCCACAAUUAAAGAAUGAAAUCAAAUUCGUAAACUGACAACCAAGAUCAAACAAGAACUUUACAAAUGGCUUAUUGGAGAUCAAUGGAGGGAGUUUCAGUUUUAGAAUCAGACUUGAAUAAUGUCAACGCUGUCGAACUCGAUAAUAGUGAAGUAUCAUUUGAACCUCCUCAAGAAAGUCCUCUCCAAACCUCAAAGGAGGCAAAACACCCCAGAAAGGUUGCUGCUGGUCGUGGGAUAGACCUCGGUCGGAAGAAACUGACCACUGUGGAGUCACAGCGUGUCCUGGCUGUACUGGAUGACAGUAUUGAACGGCUUGAAGUGGCCACACUGCUACCAUAUCUCACAGAGAAUCUGGAAAGAUAUAGUGAUGUGUUUGGAACUGAACUACUCGCAGCUUUAGAUGAGCAUUCCCAUCUCAAUAGAUCCUACACCAAUGUGUAUAACAGGUUGAACCCCAAGUCGCGAGCAUCAUCUCGUUUCAAAUCAUCAUCGGUGUCUCUGACGGGAAGUAUAAGUAGCUCGUCCAGGCUAAGCAGCAUUCAUGUAUCAGAUACAUAUGGAGAUAGAGUUGAGAUCCACUCAGCUGAAGAUGAGGAGCAAUUGAUGGAGUAUCUUUCCGUCUUAAAGAAAAAGAUGAGUUUCGCGACCCGUAACAUCCUCCGUCUCCUCUCAUUGAACCCGCCUGCUGUACGUGUAAUCAAAGCACGAUGGCAGGACCGCAGGGAUGAUCAGUCUAAUAACCUCAUCAAGAACAUGAAGGAGCUUCGAGGAUUCAUUCUUACAAGGUUGCUGACCACGCCCCUUGAGGAAAAAGAUGAACUAGAUUAUCUAUCUCUCAUAGAUGUUCGUGAGAGAAAGAAUGCUCAAAUAAUAAAGAAAUUAUCAGCGGAACUCGGAGCUGCUCAAGACUUCAAAGAUACUGAGAUCUCACGGCAAAAUGAAGAGAUUCGUCGUCUAAAGUCAGAUUUGAACCAGAUUGAAAAACUGAAUGAUGAUUUUAUACGCCGUACAAAGACCGAGGCUGAGAAACAACAGCAAGCUGACACCAAGAAUUGGGCGGGAAAACAAGACAAACUAACGGCAGACUUACAGUCACUUAAAGCUCAACUUUCUGCAAGCAUCACGGACCACAGAGAAAAAGAACUCACACUUAGAAAGAGAAAAUUCAAAAUUGAAACAGAACUAGAGAACUGGAUUCUGAAGUACGACACUGACGUGGGUGAUCGACAGCUUGAAUUUGAAGAUGCAGACGCUAUUUACACCGAAGAGAAGGCUCAACUGAACGAGCUUGAAGAGCGCUUCACCACCUUAGAGUCAGAAUACCUCCUUAUCAUUGAAGAACAUGACACAGCUCGCAAGAUCAAAGAUACGAAACUACUAGAAUUUGCAAGACAUGAUGCAGCUACUAAAUUCCAGAGACUUUGGAAAGAAUACAGACGUCGUAAAGCUCAAGCUCUCAAGGCUAAGAAGAAGAAAGGGAAGAAGAAAGGGGCAGAUAAGAAGAAAUAGUGUUUGCAACUCCGCUGGUAUGUAAGAAGAAAUAGUGUUUGCAACUCCGCUGCUAUGUAAGAAGAAAUAGUGUUUGCAACUCCGCUGCUAUGUAAGAAGAAAUAGUGUUUGCAACUCCGCUGCUAUGUGAGAAGAAAUAGUGUUUGCAACUCCGCUGCUAUGUGAAAAAAAAGGACAAACACCCAUGUUCGGGUUGUAAAUAACAGGGCCCAAUUUCAUAGAGCUGCUUAAGCAGAAAAUGUUGCUUAACAUUUUUCUGCUUAGCAGAAAUUAGCAGGAUACCAACCACAGUUGUACACGUGACAUAGUAGUUAGGCUGGCAACCUUAUUCUGGUAAGCAAAAUGUUGUUGAGCCAAACAACUUUGUCUGCCUAAGCAGCUCUAUGAAAUUGGUCCCAGGUUGGCAUCUCUUAUAAUUAACCGAAUUUUGUCGGUGUGUGUUGUGGGGGGGG
Molecule: messenger RNA, 2264 nt
Organism: Asterias rubens (European starfish)
Lineage: Eukaryota; Metazoa; Echinodermata; Asteroidea; Forcipulatida; Asteriidae
Product: dynein regulatory complex protein 10-like
Exons: 5
Coding region: 367-1812 (481 amino acids)
Source: RefSeq, a predicted model, not a curated record